UAUCAAACCUUAAAUAUACAUUCCAUUUCCAUAAUAUGCUUAAAAACGCAGUUGCCUUGGUAACCGGUGGCGCAUCUGGCCUUGGUCGUGCUACGGUAGAACGGUUCGCUCGUGCUGGGUAUAAUGUGUUGCUGUGCGACUUACCUACCUCAAAGGGACAAGAAGUGGCUAAAGAAUUGGGAGAAAAAGUUGUAUACGUUCCCGUCGAUGUACUGUCGGAAAAAGACGUAGGUGGAGCGCUGGAACUGGCUAAGAGCAAGUUCGGCCGGCUGGAUGUGGCGGUAAAUUGUGCCGGCAUCGCAGUGGCCGUCAAGACGUACAACUUCAACAAAAAAGUGGCCCACAAGCUGGAGGACUUCCAACGCGUGCUUUUGGUGAAUACGGCCGGAACGUUUAACGUGAUCCGCUUGUCGGCGGGUCUAAUGGGUGAGAAUGAGCCAAAUGUAGAUGGCCAACGAGGAGUGAUAGUAAACACCGCCUCGGUAGCCGCCUACGACGGUCAAAUAGGACAAGCAGCGUAUGCGGCAUCUAAGGCGGCCGUAGUUGGCAUGACACUGCCGAUCGCGCGUGACUUGAGCACGCAAGGCAUCCGAAUUGUAACGGUCGCACCUGGACUAUUCAAUACGCCGAUGCUGCAAGCGUUGCCCGAGAAGGUACGUGCAUUCCUUGCCAAGACAGUCCCCUUCCCACAACGUCUUGGAGAACCGGCUGAGUACGCCCAGCUAGUUCAAAACAUUGUCGAUAACCCUAUGCUGAACGGCGAGGUCAUUCGCUUGGAUGGUGCUCUUCGCAUGAUGCCGUAAUCGUCUGUUCACGGUUUACUACGGUGAUUCAAUAACGGAUGCAUUUAUUCAGUACCUCAACGAUUCGUAGCAGAAGUUGAACAGUGUUCUAACACGUCUAACCAUGGUGUAUGUCUAAAAGUGCAGAUAUUGUGCAAUUAAAAAAAAACAAAGC
This is a messenger RNA of Anopheles nili, 957 nucleotides long. It is a transcript of the gene scu, whose product is annotated as 3-hydroxyacyl-CoA dehydrogenase type-2. Gene Ontology annotation, molecular function: estradiol 17-beta-dehydrogenase [NAD(P)+] activity. NCBI's taxonomy places the organism in Eukaryota, Metazoa, Arthropoda, Insecta, Diptera, Culicidae. The record is from RefSeq and is a predicted model, not a curated record. Gene Ontology annotation, biological process: androgen metabolic process; fatty acid metabolic process; estrogen metabolic process. The transcript has a single exon. Bases 36 to 803 code for a protein of 255 amino acids. Gene Ontology annotation, cellular component: mitochondrion.